CAAUAUGUACAGUUCAUGACAAAACGCAGUAGCUACUGGAUAUUUUUGCCAGAAAAGAAGUGGAAGAAGAAGAAGAAUCAAAUCUAUUGUAUGAGCACCUGCAAAACUUAACCAAUAACUGUUAUCAACAGACGUGACCCAAUAACACUCCAGACAUCAGCAGUCCACACACAGAAUGGCCUUCAGCAUGGUAUGUUUGCACAAUGGGUAUGAACAAAUAUAAAUACACCAAAUCUCUCAGUAAUAAGAUACACUGCGAAAAGACAGAGCUUCAAGAGCAGGUUAAUCAUGGCAUCGCACACCUUAUUCUGCUGUUCCGUCUUACUACUGUUUCUGUUCACUGCCUCUUCAUUUCCGACCAUUGAUACAAUCAGGGAUCUGAGAGACAUAUGGUACGGCAGCAUCUUCCCACGACAUGGUCUCCAUCUGCUUUACUGGUUUGUUGACCAAUCAGAGAUUGACAACAGCCAUGACAUCAUCCAAACCCAUUUCGAUCCAGCCAGAGGUGACUAUGGCUUUGGUUUCUUCGAUAAUAACGACAGUUUCCUCCCAGCUCUGACCGAUCCAAAGAGGCAAGCUUACUAUGCAGUGGGGGAUAUCAGUAAGGCUAACUCUUGGGCCUUGCCUGAGUAUAUCACUCAAAGCUACUACAACUCACUGAAGUCGGGUAACAGAAACAGGGACAGGAUGAUUGUCAGGGUUGCCCGGGCCAAUGGGUCAAAUCAGUUCAGGUUGGACGAGGUCUUUGUCACUCAAAUGUUUCCUCUCAAUGACAACCAAGAGAAUUCCUUCGAUCCAAAUCACACGAAUAGUAUUGGCUUCGACCUCUUACGAGAAAUUCAGACGUUACAGAUGGUCAGAGGAAGGAACAACACAUUGGCCAGUUUGGAGGCAUUUCUGACGCAAUCAGGAUAUCAAACGUGCCCGACACCCGAAUUUCAAGUCUGUUCCGCAAAGUCGGUCCGAUUCCAAAGGCUUCAGAUGGUGGAAAUCAAGACAGAGGAUGAUUGCCACCUGCUGAAACUUGACGUCAAACCAGCCGAGAACGGCUACCUGAAAAUGAGUUGGAGCAACCUACCAAAGUCCAUCAUGGACCGUUACAUGGUAGUGGGGCUUUUCAAGGACGAUGCUAGUACGACCAAACUAGCUGAGUCCUCCGUCGACAACAACACAUCUGGAACCUCAGACGUUUCCGUGGCCCUGAACCCCGGUCUUCAGGUCAGGCUACUUAAACGGAAAUCUCUCUGGGACAUGACCGACAGGGAAGUCUGGAGAGGUGCCGAAUUUGACGAUGCGGACGGUUUGAUUCCCAUUGUCGUGAAAGGCUACGAUGCCAGUCUGCAACUCUACACUAAAAAUGGCUACGCCUGCGCUCGCCUGUUCGUGAAGAAGUCCUUCGCUGAAUGGAAGGAGGUGUUUAAUUACUCGUGGGUAGGGUUCUACACGGCAAACAGCGUCAACAACAUGGAGUACCAAACCUUCCAAUGGGCAGCGUCUUUCACUAAAGAGAUUUCCUCAGAGGAGAUACCUGAGUAUGACGUCUAUUUUUAUGAGUCCAGUAUGGCCAUUUCUCCAGGUGCCCAGGCCCGAUUCAUGCUGUCAAAAUACAACGAAGUAGCACGUACUGUAGCCUGGAAAAGUCAACCCUAAAAACCAAAGCCAUCUAUGAAAUGUAGAUCAACUUUUACUUCCUGUCAUGAUGAUGUUGGGGUCUUUGAGGCAUAUCUUAUAUCAUAAUGUAUUUAACCUUUGAAUCAUUGUUGUUUCUGUAACUUGAUCAGACACAUGACUGAAUUAACUUUUUCAAGGAACCAUUUAUGGGGGUCUUGGGGGUGAGUUUGACCACAAAAUCACUUAUUUUACUACAUUUCUUUGGCACCCUUGUUCCAUGAAUAAUUCUGUUAACUCUGACUUAAUUCACAAAAUGAAACCUAAUAGUAAUCAACUGUACUAAGUAAGCUAUACAACCCCUCACUUUCGGUUAAUUGAAAAUGAAAUCAUCUUCACAAUAUAGAUAUUUUUAAAACAAGCCAUAGAAAGCUGGUUGCAAUAACAGUUUCAUCCACCAGAAAAGACAGAACAAAUAUUAUGUUUAAACUCAAAGUUACUAAUCAAUAAAAAAGACAUUAUUCAUGGUAAAAAAAUUUUAACUAUAUAAUCUUUCUAAAUUAUAUUAUAAACAGGAUUGGUGGAGUUCUGUCACACAAAAAUAUAUGGAAAUGUCGUCCCUAUCCAAAAUUACAACCAACUGAUUGCAGCAUUACAAAUAGAGGAGGCAAGUGGAAGCUGUAGGAGGCAUGGACCUUGUCUGUCGACCCUUCAUUAAAAACCAAAAUAGUUUAAAAAAAAAUUGUGAUCGAUUAAAAAAAAAAAUCCAGUUCUGUUUAAGGGCCAACAAAUUGACAGCUGCGCCACACAGGUUGCAAAAUGGUUGGGAAGAGAUUUUUGAUGUGCCGAUUCCAUGGCACAUGUUUUAACCAGAAACAAGCUACGGUACCAGAACAAGUGAUCUAUUGAUUCUGUCUCUUUGCAGCAAAAUCUUCAGAGCUGGGACCGUCGUAUCCCCCAUAUACAUAACAUUCUGUUGGUGGAAGAAUUUCGUAUUAUAAUUUCAAUUGAAAAACUAUGUUUUCAAUCAAGAGUUGUUUUGUGUAUCAGUUCUUAAUAUUGGCUGAAAAAUCACAUUUAACGAAAACUAUCUCUGCAAAUACUGUAGCACUGUUGGGUGACUUGGAAAGCCAUAGUCAAUCAAUCAAUAAUAUAAUAACACUCUUAGUAAAAAUAUUCCCCUUACACUCUUUGGAAUUGGCCUAUAUGGAUAGGGCUAAGUGGAAAUGUUUCUUACAGAAGGAAUAUGGAAAGCAUAUGCAUAAACAUGGUAGCAAUUUAAAAGUCAACAGUUUGGAGAUUCUGGGGAAAUUAUUAGACUAAAGGUGAGGACACAACAGUUCACCUGACACAAGACAGAAUCCAAACAUUACACUGAUGAUUUUAUGUGUACUUCACAUUUACUGUACUUUUCGCCGUAUUUGUUGAUAACAAAAUCUGAAAAUACUCUAGAUACAUUCAGUUACGUGAUAAGAAUAUUCAUAGAGAAUUUUGAGUAGGUGCAAAAAAAUGAAAAGGGUUUGAGUGAGAGGUCUAACUGGUGUUUCCAAGUGGCCACACACCUCUCCAAAUUGAGCACAGUUCCUAAGUAAUUUAAAUGUAAUUGUAUGACUAAAAGAAGAGUCUUCAACCAUAAGGUGCUUUUUUUUUGCUCUCCUAGCUGUGCCGGAACUAGAGCAAGCACUUGUAUUCUUUUUUCCUUUUUUUUAACACAGCCCUCCACAUACUUUUAAGUUAUGUACCCAGUAGGUCCCUCAGGUCCUCUGGCACUGGCAUUUUAACUUUCCCAAAGACUAGGACCAAGAGGCAUGGAGAGGCAGCUUUUCGUUAUUAUGCCCCCAGCCUCUGGAAUAGCCUGCCAGAGAACCUGAGGGGGGCUGAAACUGUGGAUAUUUUUAAAAUAGAUCUUAAAACACAUCUUUUUAGCUUUGCUUUUCCUUAAGGUGCUUUUUAGUCAUUCAGUUUGUGUCAUUCUUUAGUUUUUUAUCUUGUGUUUGUUGUGUAGUAAAUAUUUCAGCUUUUAUUUUCAUUGCUUUCAUUCAUGUUUUCCUGUAAAGCACAUUGCGUUGCAUUCCAUGUCUGAAAUGUGCUGUAUAAAUAAAGCUUGAUUGGAUUUGA
This is a messenger RNA of Salmo salar (Atlantic salmon), 3726 nucleotides long. The record is from RefSeq and is a predicted model, not a curated record. NCBI's taxonomy places the organism in Eukaryota, Metazoa, Chordata, Actinopteri, Salmoniformes, Salmonidae.